AUGCAAGAAGACAAUUUUUUAAACGAACGGGACAGUUUUCCCCCCUACAGUGGUUUGGUUCUACUCCCCAAGAAAGGUGACCUCUCGCAUCUGAAGAAUUGGCGCCCUAUAUCUCUGAUCAACACGUACGCUAAAACCUUCACCCGUCUCCUCAACGCUCGCUUGAUGGUUCACUUUUCCGACAAGAUCAGCAUCCAACAGAUGGGCUUCAUGCCCAAACGUUUCAUUGCCGAACAGGGCCUCCAGGUUCAAUGUAUGCAAACAAUCGCCACCAAGUCCAAGAUGCCCUCUAUUGCGCUUCUUCUUGACCAAGAAAAAGCGUAUGAUCGCAUCCACUUCUCAUACCUUGAUGCCCUGAUGCAGGCCUUUAACAUCCCCCGGACACUCAUUACCACUAUUUUGAAUCUGUUCUCGAGCACCAUGAUCCAGCCGAAUGUUAACGGUUUCCUAUCCUCUCCUUUGCCACAACUACGAGGCCUUAGACAAGGUGACCCACUAAGUCCUCUACUCUUCAAUAUCGCCUUUGACCCUUUUCUACGAGCGGUCAACAACAAUACUCGUAUCCAAGGUUUCUCUUUCCCCCCAGACCCUCUAUCUGGAUCUACCCCUCCUCCAGUCAAGAUCCUUGCUUAUGCCGACGACGCCUUAGUCACCCUGAAUGACCCGUCUGAAUUCCCUGCCCUCGAGGAACUCCUGCAAAGAUAUAUGGCUGCCUCAAACGCUCUGCUCAACUACAACAAAACCCAGGCACUGUCUCUCUCAGGACGCAAUCAACCGCAUUGGACUCAGUUUCUGGCUUCCAAAGGUAUCUCUUCAUGGCAUGACUACCCAUCUUCUACACCUUUGAUCUACCUUGGUUACGGCCUUUUUUCCAAUCGUCAACAACGAUCCUCAUUUGUCGCCACUCUUAUCUCCACCAACCGCACCUCCUGUCAAUUACAUUUUACUCGAAAUCUGACAAUGCGUAGUUGUGUCACUGUUCUGAACUCUUUGAUCCUCUCCAAACUAUGGCACGUCCUACGUCUCUUCACUUUCACCCCGACAGAAUUUGGAUUACUACAAUCCAUCAUCUCCUCCCUUGUGAACCGCAACGCCAAGAUAGUCCGUUUCUCUUUUGAUACACUCACCCUACCUCGUACCCAGGGCGGCCUCAAACUUCUCAACCCUGCCAAACAAUCUAAUGCUCUUCAGUGGCGUCGGAUCCAACCUCUCCUUCAUCCAAAUCACCCAUCACCUUCCUUGAUGCCUUCCCUCCCGGUUCUUCGGUCCACACUCUCCUUUUCUCUUGGCUCCACUCGAUUUCCUUCCUAUCACUGGUCUCUCCUUUUUCCUCCAUGUCGCCCAUCUGGUCUUCCUAAUUCUGGCCCCGUCUUCAACAUCAUUCGUGCUGUCGACUCUAUCCAACGGAAUUUUCACUUGUGCUUCGUCGAUAUCUCCACCAUCCUACGCCACCCCUUCCUAUCAUUUCUUCAACACACUCUCUCCCUUUCCCAUUCUCUAACACCUACAUUCUCACCCCCAUCCACCAUCCUCAAAGACCACCCCACAAUUCGUCUCCACCUCUACGGUUCUGACGUUUUCGAAUACAACUCCACUAAUCUCACCCUUGAUCUCAAACAAUCCUUUCGCGACCUCCCUCACCCAACAUCUACCUCUCGAGCCAUUACCAAGAUCCGAGCCCAUUCCCUACUGUUAAACACAUUUACCUUCCAAACCAUGAUUCCUCGCUACCCCAGACAUCUCUUAACCGCCUCACAACUAGACAUUACCGCCCCGCCCCCAACCAUUGAUAGCCUUCAUUCCUUUCUCACCUCCAUAAUCUCAUGCCAAUUCGACCUAGAGUCACACCAAUUCCGAAUGGCUGAUCCAUCCACCAAGGGCUUCAAAUCCCUUCUCUCCUUUACUCCUUUACCAGCUCCAGUACCGAUCCUGACUCCCAAUCGAUGGCAAACGUUUUGGUCCCUUCGCAUUCCCUUAAAUGCACGGAACACCUGGUACCGUGUUCUCCAUCACAAAAUCGCUACUGGUAAAACCCUUCAACGCCGCCUAAAAGUCCCUUAUGAUGCCACUUGUACCAUCUGUAGAUCAUCCAUGGAGACAACAGAACACUUUUUCUUCGCAUGUCCCAUUAAACGCUCCUUUUGGACUACUGCUCUCCGUACAUACAUGCCACCGCCUAUUAAUCAGAACAGUUACUCUAACUUUAAAAAAUUCCUACUCUUAGAACUGCACCCGUCUCGACAACAGCAUCCUCUUUUUCCCGAUUUAUCUGUUCCCCAAGUAUUUGCCUGUAUGCUACACACCAUUUGGUACUAUCACUAUCAACAUCUUUUUCAACACACUCCUUUCUUACCUUCCAUCCUUCUCUCCUACCUCCAAAAAUCCCUUUCCACCUUACAAUCCCAGGAAACCUGA
Messenger RNA from Mucor velutinosus, 2415 nucleotides. RefSeq lists its product as uncharacterized. The record is from RefSeq and is a predicted model, not a curated record. Lineage: Eukaryota; Fungi; Mucoromycota; Mucoromycetes; Mucorales; Mucoraceae. The transcript has a single exon. The coding region runs from base 1 to 2415 and encodes 804 amino acids.